GUAAGAUUUAUGCAAAGACAAAACCUCAAAAACUUAAAAUGGCUGCGAAUCCCCCUUCCACCAAACCUUCCAGAGGUGGCUGGAAAUCAGCCAUUUUCAUCAUCUUUGUGGAGGUGGCGGAGAGAUUUGCCUACUACGGAGUUGCUGGAAACCUGUUCAUGUACCUGACCAAGGUGCUCGGCCAGCCCACCGCCACCGCCGCCAAGAGCGUCAACACGUGGCAAGGCGUCGCCGCCAUCUUCCCGGUGGUCGGCGGCUUCCUCGCCGACUCCUACGUCGGCCGAUUCAAAACUAUUCUCAUCUCUUCCAUCAUCUAUCUCAUUGGCCUUAUAUUGCUGACGGUAGCGGUCUCUACGGUUCCACUCGAAGCGCGCCAUACAGUUUUCUUCAUUGCGCUCUACAUUCUAACCGUAGGCGAAGGCGGUCACAAGCCCUGCGUGCAGACCUUCGCGGCCGACCAAUUCGACGAGAGCAUACCGGAGGAGAAGGCGGCGAAGAGCUCCUUCUUCAACUGGUGGUACGUGGGGAUCGUCUCCGGCGCCACCGCCGCGGUGCUGGUGGUGAUCUACGUGGAGGAUCACGUGGGCUGGAGCUUAGGGUUCGGGAUGCUGGCGGCGGCUGUGGCGGCCGCGCUCGUCGUCUUCCUGGCGGGGAGCGGGAGCUACAGCCGCGAGGCUCCGGUGGGGAGCCCGUUCACGAGGGUGGCGCAGGUGGUGGUCGCCGCCGUGAGGAAGCGGCGGAUGCCGGAGGGUGAGGCGCGCGGCGUGUGCGUCGAAGAUGACGAUUACGGUGGCGUCAGCAUGGAGGGUGGUGGUUCCGGUGCGGGGACUCUAGCACCCACCAGUCACUUCAGGUUUGUAGACAAAGCAGCGGUGAUCGAUGCGAGGGACGCAUCGAGUGAGAAGCGGGACCCGUGGCGGCUGAGCUCAGUGAAGCAAGUUGAAGAAGCGAAGCUGAUCUUCCAACUGAUCCCGAUCUGGCUGAGCUGCCUAAUGUUCGGGGUUGUGAUCGCGCAGCUCGGGACCUACUUCACCAAGCAAACCUCCACCCUCAACCGCUCCAUCACUCGAACCUUCACAAUCCCCCCGGCGUCCUUCCAGGUCAUCACUGGCCUAACCAUCCUCCUCUCCGUCCUCCUCUACGAGCGGGCCCUGGUCCCCAUCUCCCGCGCCAUCACGGGCCGCCCCUCGGGGAUCACCAUCCUGCAGCGCAUCGGGACCGGCCUGCUCCUCUCCAUCCUGACCAUGGUGGUGGCCGCGCUCGUGGAGUCCAGGAGGCUGCGCGUCGCGGCACAGCACGGCCUCCUGGACAAUCCGCGGGCGGCGGUCCCGUUGUCGGCGUGGUGGGUGGUGCCGCAGUACGUGAUGUGCGGGCUGGCGGACGUGUUUGCGGUGGUGGGGCUGCAGGAGCUCUUCUACGACCAGAUGCCGGUGGGGAUGAGGAGCGUGGGGGCCGCGGCGUACAUCACGGUGACCGGGGUGGGGAGCUUCCUGAGCACUGGGGUGAUAGCGGCGGUGCAGAGAGUUAGCGCGGCGGCGGGAGGAGAGGGGUGGUUGGGGGAUAAUAUUAAUAGGGCGAAGCUGCAGAAUUUUUAUUGGGUGUUGGGGUGUGUGAGUGCGCUUAAUUUCUGUGUUUAUAUUUGCGUGGCUAAUAGGUUUGUGUAUAAGAGGAGUCAGCCUGCAGCUUGAUUGUGUGUUUAAACUUUAAACUUUAAAGGGACUUAAAUAAUGUCUCACUCUAUAUUCUUCUCAA
This is a messenger RNA of Salvia hispanica, 1752 nucleotides long. RefSeq names its product Major facilitator superfamily protein. The record is from RefSeq and is a predicted model, not a curated record. Gene Ontology annotation, biological process: transmembrane transport; oligopeptide transport. Gene Ontology annotation, cellular component: membrane. NCBI's taxonomy places the organism in Eukaryota, Viridiplantae, Streptophyta, Magnoliopsida, Lamiales, Lamiaceae. Gene Ontology annotation, molecular function: transmembrane transporter activity.